AUGGAGAGAGAAAGGAGCGAGGCUGAAAGUAGCAAAAUUAAGGGAGAAAAAUCAAGGAGUGCUAAAGAUACAAACGAGAGUGAGAUUCGCCCUAGAGAGAAAAAUAAAAAAAGGGGAGCUUUUUGGCUAGAGAAAGUGAGGAUAUUAUCAAAUUUGCAUGAAAUUGGAGAUGAGUGGAAAACAACAUUGAAGACCAAGUAUGGUCUUUAUAAGAGGCUUAUAAUGCCAUUUAGGCUUAUUACUGCACUUAGUACUUUCAUGAGGUUGAUGAACCAUGUAUUACGUGAAUUUCUUGAUCAUGAGAGUUUGAAGCAUCUCAAGAGGCAAGACAAUUUGAACCGAAGACAUGCAAAGCGGAUGGAGUUCAUUGAGACAUUCCCAUAUAUGAUCAAGUAUAAGAAAUGUAAGGAGAAUGUGGUUGCUAAUGCAUUAUCUCGAAGUGACUUUGGUAAUGUAUUUAAUACUUGUGCUACUGGGGCUGCUUUUAAUGAUUUCUAUGUGUUUGAUGGAUAUCUUUUCAAAAAGAAUUGCCUAAUUGUUCUUUGCGUGAGAUACUUGUUAAGGAGGCACAAGGGGCAGUCUAAUGGGUCAUUUUGGUUGCAUAAGACUUAUGACAUAUAG
Ricinus communis (castor bean) is the source of this 621-nucleotide messenger RNA. RefSeq lists its product as uncharacterized. The record is from RefSeq and is a predicted model, not a curated record. Lineage: Eukaryota; Viridiplantae; Streptophyta; Magnoliopsida; Malpighiales; Euphorbiaceae. The transcript is spliced from 4 exons. The coding region runs from base 1 to 621 and encodes 206 amino acids.